AUGGAGCAAAAACAAUGCUAUUUGGAUGAAUUUGAACAAGUGGAAGGCAUUCGCCUGGAGGGUAAAUCAGGACUGAAGAAUUUGUUAGAAAAAGCAGCCAAUAAUAUUGAGAAGCAAAAAGGAAAUGGUUUUGAAUUCAAAAGACAAAAGGAAAGACGCCCCAAAACAAUUGGACAGAUGAAUAGCGAAAAUAUAAAUAAGACUUGUUAUUCCAAGAUUGGCCCACCAAAUUUUAUUCCUACUUUUACAAAAAGGAAAAUAUCUCGUCCAAAGAAACGUUUACGCAUAGACGCAUUAGGACCAUAUUAA
Messenger RNA from Meloidogyne enterolobii, 309 nucleotides. NCBI's taxonomy places the organism in Eukaryota, Metazoa, Nematoda, Chromadorea, Rhabditida, Meloidogynidae. The record is from the annotation of a GenBank genome assembly.